Messenger RNA from Paramecium pentaurelia, 1801 nucleotides. NCBI's taxonomy places the organism in Eukaryota, Ciliophora, Oligohymenophorea, Peniculida, Parameciidae. The record is from the annotation of a GenBank genome assembly.
AUGAAAGUGAAAUCAAGAAUUUAAUUACGUUUACCAAAACAUUCUGGACAUUUGCAAACAGAGGCAAGUUAAGAUUAAUUGUAAUCUACAAAUGAUACACGAUUUAAAGGUGAUUUGACUUGUAGAUCUACUUUUAAGGGAAAGAAUGGUAUAAAAGAAGCUUUGAUGAUAUCAAAUAUAAAAUUAGCAUUUUAAGAGGAAAUAGAUAAAAUUAAGGAGGAAAUAAGGAUACCUGAAAAGUAAUAAUAAUUGAUGUAAGUGUUUAUAUGAUUAUAUAAGUACUGAGAUGUUAUAAUAAAAUAGAGUUAUCAUUCAGAAUACUCUAAUAUAAUUAAAUUAAUUAUUUUUAGAAAGGAAGGAUAGAGAUUAGGCAAUAAAAAUAAUCAAUGAAAUAAGCAAUUAAGUAUUGAAAUCUAAGAUUCCAGGUAUGAUCACAAGUAAUUAUAGACUUAAAAAUAUUCAUACACCUUAAAUUAGCUAAAAUUGUAUGCAGUUAUAAAUUGCUCUACUUUAGCAUAAUAUUAACCAAAAUAGUAAAGAGAAUGUCUGAUAAUGAACAUUUAUUAAAAUAUAAAUUAUUGGCUUACAAACUUUUAGGAAUCUGUUUUUUUAAAUUAAGGAAUCGAUAAUCAAAAAUAUAUUUUACUAAAUAUUUGAUGUGUAGUUGGAAAUUAAAUAAAAAGAAUCAUGAAUUGAAAGCUUAUGAAUAUUUAGGGAAGUACUAUUUUUAAGAGGGAGAUGUAGACAAGGCCACAACAUUUCAUGAGAGAAUGGUAAAUGGAGCCAUUUUAGUAAUAUAUCCAAAUAAAAUAAUUUAAGUUACCUCAUUCAUCUUUGAGAGUAUUGGGCAUACGUAAAUUGGAAUAAGGAUCAAUUGGAAAGGGCAAAAAGAAUUAUGGAUUGGUAGAAUAUCAUGAAAUUAAUGUUUCUAGUGAUGCAGAAGGAUUUGAAUUAGUAUUUAAUGAUGAUGAUUCUUUACCAAAUAAAGUUGCAAUUAAAAAAAUGGAUCAAUUGGUUUAGAAUGGAUAAAGACAAAGUCUUAUUAAUUAUCCUAUUAGAAAGAAUUUAAUAUUUCAACAUAGGAGUUUACAUCAAUUAGAAAAUAAAAUCAAGACUCGAAAUACACAUCAAUUACCAGUGAUGUUGAAUCAUUUAAGUCCUAAUAGAUAAUUGGUAAAUUAUUAAUUUUUGGAAUUAAACAAAGCAGUACCAAAUUAUAAACAGACUCAAAAUAUAGAUCCUUAUUUUGAAAGAAAAGAUACUCAAAGCAUUGCAAAUUUAAUAGUUAAACUAUCUCGUGUUUUAGAAUAAGUGGACAUUUGGAUUAAAUUAUGAAUAUAUAUAAUUAUUUAUAUAAUGGAAAAGUUAUAUAUAGAGUAGAUCACAAAAUAAUAAGAGGAAAUCGAUGAACAGUUAAAACAAGCUUAAAAUUAGUAAUGUAGAGAUUGAGAUCAAAUUUAGAUGUUGAAUAUGUAUCAUCUAAGUUGGAUGAUAUUCUGAAAUUUCAAUAGUAGGAGAAUUCAAGUUUAUAAUCAUCUAAGUAAAUGACAGUACCAAUUGAAGAACUUGUUGGAUUAGCUAAGGAAUUAGAUGGGAGAUUCUAAAGGUCUAUAAGAUAGCUUUAGAUAAAAUAAGUAUGAAUUUUUGAUUAAAUUAAAAGGACUAAUUAGAGAUUGAGCAAAGUUAAUGGAAGAAUUAAUUGAGAGAGAAGGAAUAAUAGCAAUUAUUAUAAUUAGAAUAAGAGAAAAGUCAGAUUGAUAAAUAAUUUAAAGAAAGAUUGAGGACUAUUCAUAUGAAAUGA